AUGAUAGUAUCUCUUUUACGCAAAUUGUUCAAGCGCAAGCCGAAGAAAAAACAUAUACCGGACGAUUUACUAGUCGACAUUCUAUGUAAACUACCUGUUAAAUCAUUAGUUCGCUUUAAAGCGGUGCAUAGCGAUUGGUCUUCUUUGAUUUCGGCUCCAGAAUUUUGCCGUAGGCAUCUUCAGUACCACGUAAAACGGACCGGUCAGAAGUACGGAACUAUCCAAGCGGGGAACAAACACACCUUGCAUCCAUCCCUUACUCUUCGCAUUAUGAGCAAUUGCGGCAUUGUUGGUGAUCAUGAGCUCGUAGAGAUUCAAAAUAUUUAUGGCAAGCCGGUCUUUGAUCAUUAUGAUUAUCCUAAGCUGUUUGGUUGCUGCAAUGGCUUAUUACUAAUAAGUCUUUCGAGUCACUCGGAAAGUUUUAUUUUGUGGAAUCCAACUCUUAGACAGCAUAGAAAAAUCGACCGAAAAGAUGGGUAUUGGUCCCCGGAAAUGUAUAAGGCUGGACUCGGCUACGAUAGCUUGAACCACAAUUACAAAAUUGUGGUAGCAGAGGCCAGUAAGUUGCAUAAAAAUUCAAUUGAUCUUCAAAUUUAUGACCUGAAGAAAUCUUCUUGGAAGACAAGAAAUUAUGAUUUCCCUUACAAGUUCAAAUUACAUAAUAACACACCAGUUAUUACUCUGCCAAACGGAAUUCUACAUUGGCAUGUGAAAAGGAUGGCCAAUGGCCAAAGUGUGAUAUUAUGUUUCGAUUCGGUAGAUGAGAUUUUCAAAGAAGUUCCUCUCCCUAAAAAUACAUAUGAUUUUUGCUUUAUAUCUUCUUUAGAUGGGUGUCUUUGUAUCGGCAUAACAGAAUCAGAUUUCGAUAUAAAUGUGUGGAAAAUGAGGAAAUAUGGGAUUAAGAAAUCUUGGAUUAAGUUAAAAAAUUCUUUUCCUAAUAUUGACAAUUGUCGCCGUUACUUGAUGCCAUUUGGAGUUCUCGAGAAUAAUCAAGUUGUAAUGAAUCUAAAUACAACGGCGAUAGCUAUUUUCGACGUUACAAGUACUACUGUGAUCAUUGAUAUUGACAUUGCAAGACUCGGUAUUGGGAUUUUGUUUGGAACACACAUAAUCUUUAUGAAUGGCUAA
Molecule: messenger RNA, 1128 nt
Organism: Mercurialis annua (annual mercury)
Lineage: Eukaryota; Viridiplantae; Streptophyta; Magnoliopsida; Malpighiales; Euphorbiaceae
Product: F-box/kelch-repeat protein At3g23880-like
Exons: 2
Coding region: 1-1128 (375 amino acids)
Molecular function (GO): protein binding
Source: RefSeq, a predicted model, not a curated record